AUGUCUACGUCAAUAUUCGCAACAACCUUCGCAGACACGACGAUCGGUAUGGUUUCCGCGUCGAAUGAGAGCGCCGAUAAGGUCCUCCACGCGUCAAACUCCACCGCGGUCAUCGUGGAAUCCACCACGCUCGCCGCCAUCAUGGCAUUCACCAUCUUAGCCAAUCUGGUUGCCAUGGUUACCAUCUUCCGUGUGCCGAUGCUGAGGAAGAAUCCGCAUAACAUCUUGAUCAUCAAUCUGACGGUGGACGAUCUCGGGGUCGCUCUGACGAUCAUGGUCUUCUCCAUGAUCUCCGUAUUCGAUGAUGGCCGACUCUUGAGGACACAUCCUAUCUUGUGCAAUUUCAACGGAUUCUGCACUGUAUUAUUCUCCGCCUCCAGUUUCGCUACGAUCACUUGCAUAGCGAUCGAUCGCUACCUGUCUGUCGUCUGGUCGACACGCUUCCCGCCAAGUCACAGCCGCGCAUGCAUAAUGGUAGUGGGCAUUUGGGUUUUCUCUGCAUCAUACGCAACCCUGCCAUUGGUCAACUUUCUUUCAUCUUUCUCCUAUCUGGACGCCACCCAUCACUGCUCGCCCGUUUGGGAUAACUGUUUCUUCUAUGUUGUCGGUUUCAUGACCAAUUACGUCAUCACCAUACCCAUCAUGUUUGUUUGCUACCUUUUUGUCUUCCGGAUCAUUUGGAAGAAAGAGAAGAAAUUGAGUAAAUACCGAGCUGCAGCUAUGAAUCUCACCUAUAGCCAGCAAUCGUUUGAUGACACAGUAAUAGACUCGGAAUCUAAAACUGGGCAUUCCGUUUCCUUCGCGCCCUUUUCUCCAUCUUCCGCAAUGUCCACCUCUUCGGAAGAUGGUAAAGAUAGGAAUGGGAUCGCGAGGAUCUCCAUGUCCAAAUCUAUGCCACACCUGGACACCUUAGGAUCUGCAGAAUGUUCCUCUGUUGACUUUGCAACCCCUGAUAGAUGCAUAGGAGACUGUCAGCUCAGAGGAUACCAGAACUGUGCUCGAUGCAGAUCGGCUCUGACUCAACAGAUCCGCUGCUGUUCUACGACGAACAAGGAGAACGGACGAAGUAGCUCCGUUCAACGAUCAAAAAGCACAAUCACGCCUUCAAAGACCAUCUCGGGGCGACGUCAGUCUCGUGUACGGAGCUCCUCCAAUGACAGGACGCUUGACAGAACUGACGUGGGGGUCGGUAAACGGAGACAGUCUUCAAAGAGUCUUGACCGAUCGGCAUCCUUCUUUCAUUGUCUAGCAUCCGCCGGAAGUCGUUCGGGUUGA
Strongylocentrotus purpuratus (purple sea urchin) is the source of this 1275-nucleotide messenger RNA. Its product is annotated as melanopsin. Bases 1 to 1275 code for a protein of 424 amino acids. Gene Ontology annotation, molecular function: G protein-coupled receptor activity. NCBI's taxonomy places the organism in Eukaryota, Metazoa, Echinodermata, Echinoidea, Camarodonta, Strongylocentrotidae. The record is from RefSeq and is a predicted model, not a curated record. Gene Ontology annotation, biological process: G protein-coupled receptor signaling pathway. The transcript is spliced from 3 exons. Gene Ontology annotation, cellular component: membrane.